CGUGCGCGCGCGGCCGCCUCUCUGAGCUACCGGAGGCGGCUGAGAGGACAGAGAGAGGGAGGGGCAGAAACCAACGACCGCAGGAGGAGGAGAAGGGGUUGUGCUCCCGGCCUUGAGAGGAGAAAGGGGCGGGGCCGACGAGCCGCGUGUGGAGGUGCCGAGCUCUUGGGACCUGCCAGCGCGCGGGGGUUUUGGCCCUCGCCGUCCCUGUGGCCGCUGCCGUCCCUUAGUCGCCGUCGGUCUGCGGGAGACGGGUUAUGGCGGCGGCGGCAGUGGGAGCUGUGAAUGAAUUCUCCGGGCGGACGAGGGAAGAAAAAAGGCUCCGGCGGCGCCAGCAGCCCGGUGCCUCCCAGGCCUCCGCCCCCCUGCCUGGCCCCCGCCCGUCCCGCCCCCAGGCCGGCCCCUCCGCCGGAGUCGCUGCAUAAGCGGAACCUGUACUACUUCUCCUACCCGCUGUUCGUAGGCUUCGCGCUGCUGCGUUUGGUCGCCUUCCACCUGGGGCUCCUCUUCGUGUGGCUCUGCCAGCGCUUCUCCCGCGCCCUCAUGGCCGCCAAGAGGAGCUCCCCGGCUGCGCCGUCGUCGGCCUCACCACCGGCGCCGGUGCCGGGCGGGGAGGCUGAGCGCGUCCGAGCCUUCCACAAACAGGCCUUCGAGUACAUCUCUGUUGCCCUGCGCAUCGAUGAGGACGAGAAAGCAGGACAAAAGGAGCAAGCUGUGGAAUGGUAUAAGAAGGGUGUUGAAGAACUAGAAAAAGGAAUAGCUGUCACAGUUACAGGGCAAGGUGAACAGUGUGAAAGAGCUAGACGCCUUCAAGCUAAAAUGAUGACUAAUUUGGUUAUGGCCAAGGACCGUUUACAACUUCUAGAGAAGCUGCAACCAGUUUUGCAAUUUUCCAAGUCACAAACAGACGUCUAUAAUGACAGUACUAACUUGACAUGCCGCAAUGGACAUCUCCAGUCAGAAAGUGGAGCAGUUCCAAAAAGAAAAGAUCCCUUAACACACACUAGUAAUUCACUGCCUCGUUCAAAAACAGUUACGAAAGCUGGAUCCACAAGCCUUUCAGGCCAUCACAGAGCACCUAGUUGCAGUGGUUUAUCCAUGGUUUCUGGAGUGAGACAGGGACCUGGUCCUUCAACUGCCACUCAUAAGAGUACACCAAAAACAAAUCGAACAAAUAAACCUUCCACCCCUACAACUGCUGCUCGUAAAAAGAAAGACAUGAAGAAUUUUAGGAACGUGGACAGCAACCUUGCUAACCUUAUAAUGAAUGAAAUUGUGGACAAUGGAACAGCUGUUAAAUUUGAUGAUAUAGCUGGUCAAGAAUUGGCAAAACAAGCGUUGCAAGAAAUUGUCAUUCUUCCUUCUCUGAGGCCUGAGCUGUUCACAGGGCUUAGAGCUCCUGCCAGAGGAUUGUUACUCUUUGGUCCACCUGGAAAUGGGAAAACAAUGCUGGCUAAAGCAGUAGCUGCAGAAUCUAAUGCUACCUUCUUUAAUAUAAGUGCUGCAAGUUUAACUUCAAAAUAUGUGGGAGAAGGAGAGAAGUUGGUGAGAGCUCUUUUUGCUGUGGCUCGAGAACUUCAACCUUCUAUAAUUUUUAUAGAUGAAGUGGAUAGCCUUUUGUGUGAAAGAAGAGAAGGAGAACAUGAUGCGAGUAGACGUCUAAAAACCGAAUUUCUAAUAGAAUUUGAUGGUGUACAGUCUGCUGGAGAUGACAGAGUACUUGUAAUGGGUGCGACUAAUAGGCCACAAGAGCUUGAUGAGGCUGUUCUCAGGCGUUUUACCAAACGGGUAUAUGUGUCUUUGCCAAAUGAGGAGACACGACUACUUUUACUUAAAAAUCUAUUAUGUAAACAGGGAAGCCCAUUGACCCAAAAAGAACUAGCACAACUUGCUAGAAUGACUGAUGGAUACUCAGGAAGUGAUCUAACAGCUUUGGCAAAAGAUGCAGCACUGGGUCCUAUCCGAGAACUGAAACCAGAACAAGUGAAGAAUAUGUCUGCCAGUGAGAUGAGAAAUAUUCGAUUAUCUGACUUCACUGAAUCCUUGAAAAAGAUAAAACGCAGCGUGAGCCCUCAAACCUUAGAAGCAUACAUACGUUGGAACAAGGACUUUGGAGAUACCACCGUUUAAGAAAAUACCUUUGUCACCCUGCAGAAAUUGUUACUUUCCAAAAGAGAAACACCAUCUUCAAUGCAUAGUUAUCAGCUACAGAAACUCAGCCUAAGUUUACAGGACUUUUCAAAGUCUUAUGAUUAUUUGUGCAUCCCAGAAGAUGAACCAUAAAACAAAUUUAAAUAAAAUAUACAAUGCAAAUGGAAUAUUUUGUUUAAGGCUUUCUUGCCUUGAUGGUCAUGGUUAUCCCGAUGGGCACUGUAAGUUAGAGCACAACAGAAACUGAUUCUGGUCUUCUUUACCAAUAUAAUCAUAAUGUAAAUAAUAAUUUUGUGUAUAUUGUGUUGCAGACAAAAGUAUUCCAGAGACAGUAAGUAGCAGAAGACACAAGAGCUGUUGGUUGGUUGUCUUUUGACGUUUUUUUCUUAAAAUAGUAAUUUUUCCUAUUUUCCUUUCCUACUGUUGUCUUUACCAUGGAUGACUGGAAUGCCAAACACUCUAAGAUUCUUUUUCCCCUUUUCUUUUUACAAAUCGUGUGCCAAAAUAAACUUUUUUCUGUGUAAUAGUUAUAGCAAAAAGAAUUUUAAAGGCUUUUUCUUCAUAAAUAUUAACCAAUUAUUUUUUCUUCAUAGACAUUAAACAAUUAUGUUCUUUUUACUUUUUAUUUUUCCAGUACCUUUCUACCAAACAAUUUAGAAAACAAUAUGAUAGCAGCAAAACAAAUCUAGUAAAAUAGAGAAGCUUGGAAGUUUUGAGUCACUCUGUCAUACAACAUGUAGAUCAAUUCUUAUGUGACCUGCAGUAUUUUUUUCCUAAUGUGUUUAUCAGAAAUCUUUUGUAGACUGUUAACUUACUCCUAAUGGAGUUUAUGUUCUGCUAUAAUUACUCUAAUAUUUAAAAAGCCAAUUUCAACAAUUGCAAAAGUGAUCCCUGUGCAAGAGAAGGGAAGUACUGUGAACUAAGACAUUUCUAAUUUAUUGCUUAUUACUUUCUUACUGUUUACAGGAUAAUGAUAAGCCAGUGGAUCUACCAUCUUUUAUUCUUAAUAAUUAUUAAUCCCUUCAAUGAAACUUUAAAACCUUACUGAAUUUUUAUACAUUGAGUACAUUUUAUAGCUUUCUUGUGCUCACUUUGUUAACAAAAAAGUUUUAGUCUGUUAAUCUGCCUUUUGUUCCCUCAAAAUGUACAGUAAUUUCAUUUCUUGUUUGUAUAAGUAUGUCUGGAUUUUUAUUAUAAAAAUGUCGUUAGGAAGUAGAGACUCAUAUCAUGGCCUUUUAAAUAUUGUAAUAAAGGCAAAUGGAUAUUUGCCCUUAGUUUACUGGUUAAAAGUUUGUUUACAGAAAUUUUCUUUGGUGCUUUCAUGUGAAAUGUCAUAGGUGGAAAGAAUAAUUUUAUAGUAGCAACAAAGCUUUUUCAUUUAUCAAAAAUAUCUUUGGUUUUGAGAGAACAAAUUAAAGUUACAAUCUUGCCCCUAUUAGAUAAGAAUUUUAUAAUGAAGACAUACAUUCUUCUUAAUUUUACUCUUGCUGUUGUUAAAGAGCAUACAAGAUGUAUGAUUUCUUAACAUCAUAUGGAGUUUGUAGACAUAACGUAAAUCAUGUCUCUUCUAAUCAUGACUUUAGAACACCCUGGAUAAUAAAAAUGAGGGUUAGGGUUGAGAUAAAUAGGAAAAAAAAAAACAAUUUUUAAGCCAGAACCAUGCAUAUUUCUGAGGUCAUGAGUAGUAUCUUUUUAUGGUCUCAAAGAGUAAUGCAUCAGUUACAAAAUACUGAUAAUCAAAGGCGAUGAUGAAAUAAUUACAUGAUGACAAGAAUUGGGAACCUCCCAGAUUAAAACAUUUUCAAUAAAGCUCAUAAAAUUUCAUUUUGUAUUUUCAUUUAGAAAAGGAUUAAUGUUAUUGAUACUUGGAUAAUUCUUUAGUCAUAGUAAAGGUCUGUGCUUCAAGCUCAACUUUUAAAAUAUAAUCUUUAAAAUUAUCAUAAUUCUAUCUGCAAUAAUUUAAUGUAGCUCACUAUUUUAUUGGGAAAGUUUAUAAAUAACAAAGAUUUCAAAUGAUAAGAGAUGUAAAAGUCAAGUUAGUAUUGCCAUAAACAUUGAAUCAGAGAAUUAUGAAUAUCCAUCCAUUUAUACAUGUCCUGAUCAAGUCUGAAGUUGAGCUUGGGGCUAGAGACUUAUUUUCUAUGACUUACCGUGACCAAGUUUUAUUUUAAGCUGUGUUUCUUUCAUAGAAGGGCCAUGAAAAUAGGAUAAUGAUAUGUAGUAGAAGGCGUAAGGGAUUAGUUUGGUCUUUUUCAAUAAAGAUAGAAGUUGCUGAGGUUUUCUGAAUUAAUAUUAGACGUAGAUUGUAAACUUCUAGAUUUUGCAAUGAGCUCUGAGUCAUAUUACUUCCUAAAAGGUAAUGCUUAAACAUUAAAUUUUAGUGUGCUCUUCAUGUUAAUAUGGCAGAGUUUUAUAAACUAAAACUUAUUGAUGUACUGAACUCUAAGCGAAGGGAAAGAAUCAAAUUAUCUUUCAAGAUAUCUUAAGGGUAAAAGCUUAUUCUAAGACAGUUUGCCCAUUGAGGUUAUCAGAUUUCUGACUUGCAAAUAUGUUUUGUGCUUGGGAGGAAUUGGAGAAAAAGCAGAUGCUAGAAUUCUAAUUUAAGUAAAUAUACAGCAGUCUUUGUUUAUAAUGUAAAAUUCUUUAUAUUUUGUACAAAAACUAAUUCUUUUGGUAGAACGAAUCAUUUACAGUUUUUGGACUCUGAGUCAAAGGAUUUUCCUUUAAAUGCUUGUCUCAAUUUUAAUCUGGUCUUUUGUACUUUUCUUCAGAAGAAAUGAACUAAAAGGUUUAGUUGCAUAAAGUGGGUUUUAUCCUAAUGGAU
Molecule: messenger RNA, 4975 nt
Organism: Rhinolophus ferrumequinum (greater horseshoe bat)
Lineage: Eukaryota; Metazoa; Chordata; Mammalia; Chiroptera; Rhinolophidae
Gene: SPAST
Product: spastin
Exons: 17
Coding region: 286-2130 (614 amino acids)
Cellular component (GO): microtubule cytoskeleton
Molecular function (GO): ATP binding; ATP hydrolysis activity; microtubule severing ATPase activity
Source: RefSeq, a predicted model, not a curated record